AUGUCAAAAUUUGGCGUUUUGGUGAUGGGCCCGGCCGGCGCGGGCAAGACGACCUUUUGCAACGCCAUCAUCCAGCAUCUGCAGAACACGCGCCGAAGCUGCUUCUACGUCAACCUGGAUCCGGCCGCCGAGACCUUCCAGUAUGAGCCCGAUCUCGACAUCCGCGAGCUGAUCACCCUCGAGGAUGCCAUGGAAGAGCUGGAGCUGGGCCCCAACGGCGGGCUCAUCUACUGCUUCGAGUUCCUCAUGCAGAACCUCGAUUUUCUCACCGAGGCCCUGGAGCCUCUCAGCGACGACUUCCUGAUCAUCUUCGACAUGCCCGGCCAGAUCGAGCUGUACACGCAUAUCCCGCUCCUCCCAACACUGACCAACUUCCUCAGCCGCCAAGGCCCGCUGAACAUCUCCAUGUGCGCCACAUACCUUCUCGAAAGCACCUUUGUCAUCGACAAGGCCAAGUUCUUUUCCGGCACCUUGAGUGCCAUGUCCGCCAUGAUCCUGUUGGAGAUGCCGCACAUCAACAUCCUCAGCAAAAUGGACCAGGUCAAGGACAUGGUCGGUCGCCGCCAGCUGAAGAGGUUCGCCAAUGUCGAUGUACAGCUGCUCCACGAUGACCCCAGCCAGGAAGAAGAAGACGAACAAAGACGAGAAUUUGAAGAAGAUCCCGAAAAGGACCCGCUAUCGAAAGAUGCGCUGAUGAGCGGCGGCUCGUUCAACCGGCUAAACAAAGCCGUUGGCCAGCUGAUUGACGACUUCAGCAUGGUGUCUUUUCUCCAGCUCGACGCACAGGAUGACGACAGCGUUGGUGCAAUCCUGAGCCAUAUUGACGACGCAAUCCAAUUCCACGAAGCCCAGGAGCCGCGCGAGCCAAAUGACGCUCAAGACGUGGACUGGGAGGAUAAAGAUAUUUGA
Messenger RNA from Talaromyces rugulosus, 909 nucleotides. RefSeq lists its product as uncharacterized. The transcript has a single exon. The record is from RefSeq and is a predicted model, not a curated record. Bases 1 to 909 code for a protein of 302 amino acids. NCBI's taxonomy places the organism in Eukaryota, Fungi, Ascomycota, Eurotiomycetes, Eurotiales, Trichocomaceae. Gene Ontology annotation, molecular function: GTPase activity; ATP hydrolysis activity.